Penicillium soppii is the source of this 1686-nucleotide messenger RNA. Its product is annotated as putative DNA polymerase iota. The record is from RefSeq and is a predicted model, not a curated record. The coding region runs from base 1 to 1686 and encodes 561 amino acids. Gene Ontology annotation, molecular function: damaged DNA binding; DNA-directed DNA polymerase activity. The transcript is spliced from 2 exons. Gene Ontology annotation, biological process: translesion synthesis. Lineage: Eukaryota; Fungi; Ascomycota; Eurotiomycetes; Eurotiales; Aspergillaceae.
AUGGCUGCACUAGUGCGGAACGACAGUCGCAUCAUCCUCCACUUGGACUAUGACUGUUUCUAUGCCUCAGUCUUUGAGGUUGAACAGCCCGCAUUGAAGUCGCUGCCUCUGGCAGUCCAGCAGAAGCACAUAAUUGUAACUUGCAAUUACGAAGCCCGGCGACGAGGCUUGCAUAAAUUGCAGCUCAUCAAAGAUGCCAAGCGCAUCUGUCCGGAUGUGGUAAUUGUCCUCGGUGAGGACCUGACAAAGUUUCGAAAUGCGUCCAAGGAGCUCUAUCUACUCGUGCGGUCCCUUGUCUGGGGCGGGCGUGUUGAGAAGCUUGGCUUCGACGAACUCUUUUUGGAUGUCACGGAGAUGAUUGACUACAAUAUCGGCGUGCUAAAUCAAAAUGAUUUGACAAGCUCAUUUCUUCAUCUUGAUAGAAAUGACCCGACCGUCGGCUUCACCUACGAUGCAACCUACUUCCAGGGUUCAACCUUCCCUGCCACAGAGGCAGCCCCUGUCUUCCCAAACCCGUCGUCGCUGGAGAUGAGAUUGCUUGUCGCCUCUCAUCUCCAAGGUCAUAUACGGAGCACAUUGGAGCAUCAGAUCGGAUUCACUGCCACUGGUGGAAUAUCGACGUCUAAACUGUUGGCAAAAUUGGUCGGCAAUGUUCACAAGCCCAACGGUCAAACAACUCUUCUGCCGCCAUAUAUAACCACCCCACAGAACAAAAGCAACGUGCUCGGGUUCUUAGAUGAUCAUGAGAUCCGCAAAAUCCCUGGAAUAGGAUCUCGAAUGGCCCAGAGACUCAAAGCUCAUGUCACGGAACAAGACAACUGCGACGUCAAGAUUACAGUCUAUGAUGUUCGCACAUUUGCAGGUAUGGGGCCACCUUUGCUUGAUAGAAUACUUGGCGGGCCAGGCUCAGUGAAGGGGAUUGGAAGCCGGAUAUGGAGCAUUCUCCAUGGAAUAGACAACUCCGAAGUGCUUGAAGGUAGAGAUCUGCCAACCCAAAUCAGCAUUGAGGAUUCCUAUGGCCGGUUGGAUACUCUUGAAAGUGUUCGACGCGAACUCGUUGUGUUGACACGGAGCUUGAUACGUCGGAUGAGGACCGAUCUACUUGACCUGAGUGACACCCCUCAAGGCAGAUGGCGUGCUCAUCCUCGUACUUUGAGACUAUCGACGCGACCAAGACCGCCUCCGGACUCGGAUGUUGGUCGUGCAUACAGUUCAAAUCGCAUUUCUCGCUCUGUGCCUCUGCCGCUCUUUAUAUUCAACUUAGAUGAAAAUCUCGAUGCACUGGCCGAGCGCCUGGUUCGGGACAGUGUUUUAUCCAUGUUCCGCAAACUGCAUCCAGAAAAGGCGGGCUGGAACCUUAGUCUGUUGAAUGUUGCGGUGACUAAUAUGGUGGAAAGCGCUGGGGAUCAGAAGCACAGCAGUGGUCGCGAUAUUGGGAAGAUGUUUCAACAGCAAGAAACUGUACUUAAGAGCUGGACAGUGCAGGAACCUGACUCCCCAUCCCCCGUUGAUGUAUCACCAUUUCACAAAGUGGAUUCUCCCGAUAUUGAGGUACAGUCAGAGGAUGACUGGGAUGAUGGUGACGACGAACCGUUACCGAGUAGUGUGGAAUGCCUUAUUUGUGGAGCUUCGAUUCCAUUGUUUGCACAAUUGGCACAUGAAAUAUAUCAUGCUGCCCCUGAGUGA